Molecule: messenger RNA, 498 nt
Organism: Temnothorax curvispinosus
Lineage: Eukaryota; Metazoa; Arthropoda; Insecta; Hymenoptera; Formicidae
Exons: 2
Coding region: 14-394 (126 amino acids)
Source: RefSeq, a predicted model, not a curated record
UGAGAAUGAUUCAAUGUGGAUCGAUGAUACUACGAUUACGCCAUAUAAUACAUCUACUGAUAAUAAGACUUAUAUAUUAUUAGAUGAUCGUCAAAACGUUAGCGGAAAAGUUAUAAUAUUACCAGACCAUAUUUCGCAAACAACACGUUCGGCGUUAACGCAUAAUGCGAAAUUAUUCGAUGUGAAUAAAUUGUGGAAAGAUUUGAGUCAAUCUGCCGGAACGAAACUGUCGGAAUUUUUUCGGGGUGCAAAAAACGAAACAUUGGAUACGUUUGCAGCUUUUUCAUUCACACGAAAGUUGUUUGACGCAAAACAAUUAAAUAUGACAGAACGGGCAAAAACGAUACGUGAAAUAGGGGGACUUGAAACAUCGACAAAAACUCUUACAAAGUAACAAUUAUGUCAUCAGUUACAUAUAUGUCGUUGUAUAUUUAAGCACGUGUGUGUCGUUUUGUACAUACAUUUAUGACUACUUUGUAUUUGCUGGGAAUGGAUGCA